This is a messenger RNA of Gaeumannomyces tritici R3-111a-1, 537 nucleotides long. RefSeq lists its product as hypothetical. The coding region runs from base 1 to 537 and encodes 178 amino acids. The transcript is spliced from 3 exons. The record is from RefSeq and is a predicted model, not a curated record. NCBI's taxonomy places the organism in Eukaryota, Fungi, Ascomycota, Sordariomycetes, Magnaporthales, Magnaporthaceae.
AUGCUUCGACGAUUGGGCACCAGGCAACCGGACACGGCAAACCACAGAGCAGACGGCUGGUCGCCAGAUGACGGCCCGCCUUGCGGACGCCGGGUCCGACCGCGCGCCCUGUCUUUCGGCCGGCGCGGCGGGCAGACAUGGGACGAUGGAGGCCAAGGUUGGGCUGAUGUGGGCUGCUGGGACCGACCAAAGUCUGCUGUAGAGCGGCACGAAUGCGUGGCCAUUGACGCCUGGAAGUGGCUGGCUAGGAGAUGGUCGCUUGACCCGUCGGGACAAGGGAGCCACAGCAGCGGCACUGGACUCGAUUAUGAGGCCGCCAGCCUACUGCCGACAACCUUGCUGAGCAGCAAAUCCAGAUCGGCUCCAUGGCCGACACGCCAGCCAGAAUCGCACAAAUUCACAUCCAUUCCGGCUACCCCAGAAGCGAACGACGGCGCUGACGACAGCGAUACCGACGCCGAGAUGGCAGACCUCGCCGACGAGGUCCGCCUCGAUCGGGAGCGACAGAACCUCGCAAGGCGGCCCUGCGCCCGGUAG